AUGUCCACUGACUUCCACCCAGAAACUGACGGCCAAACUGAGAGGCUGAAUGCCGUAAUGGAACAAUAUCUACGUGGGUAUGUCUCUUAUCAACAGGAUGAUUGGAUAAAAUGGCUCCCUAUGGCAGAAAUAUCCGCCAACAAUCAGGCCUCCACAUCCACCAAAGCUACACUAUUCUUCGCGAACUAUGGUUUCCACCCUCGGUUUACAGUGACGAUCAAAUCGCUUGACAGGACCCCACCAAGCCUCAAUGCUAAAGACUUCACCUCGAAGAUGAAAGAACUCCACGAACACCUACGUUCCAAUAUCCGCAGGGCGCAAGACCAACAAGAGCAGGCCGUUAAUACCAAACGAACGCCGGCUCCGGGGUACAAUAUCGGCAAUAUGGUGUUUCUUUCAGCAAAAAACAUCCGAACCACCCGUAACUCUCGGAAGUUGGACUGGAAGAAACUGGGACCAUUCCCCGUCAAAGAAAUCAUAUCGCCAUAUGCGUACCGAAUCGACCUAUCUAGAAGUAUGAAAGUGCACCCCGUCUUCCAUUUUCAUGGAUCGACUAGUGAAUAUACUGGAAUACGAGGAGUUGGAUUAGUCAGAAAGAUUCUAUUUGGUUCUAUCGGGUUCUGUGGGUCGUAA
Morchella sextelata is the source of this 633-nucleotide messenger RNA. RefSeq lists its product as uncharacterized. Bases 1 to 633 code for a protein of 210 amino acids. Gene Ontology annotation, molecular function: nucleic acid binding. The record is from RefSeq and is a predicted model, not a curated record. The transcript has a single exon. NCBI's taxonomy places the organism in Eukaryota, Fungi, Ascomycota, Pezizomycetes, Pezizales, Morchellaceae.